Messenger RNA from Amoebophrya sp. A120, 8715 nucleotides. The record is from the annotation of a GenBank genome assembly. Lineage: Eukaryota; Dinophyceae; Syndiniales; Amoebophryaceae.
AGUACUGUCUCAGUGCCAGAACAUCUACUCUACCCUGCCCUGACAUACGCGUACAUUAUGGUUGUAAUUAGUCCGACUUGUGCCCGCGAAGAAAAAGCGAAGGAUGGCGAGGCUGAAAAUAAAAGUCAUCCAGCACAGCAGCGAAAAACUGUUGACUAAUCACUCGCCUGAGAUUCAGCUUUAGAAAGUACACAGGGUCUUCGUGCAGAGGCACUGCGGGCCUAAUGCCAGUGCUGCGAUUCAGCAACGCUCCUGCUGCGACUGCUAAUUCGCGGCGGUAAAAAUCAUCGGCAGCUCCAGUGAAGCCGCUUGGUAGCGACAAGCAAGUACCGAAGCGGGAUCCUCGACUCCGCAACCACGCCGCCAUGGCUUCGGCGCCGGAGACCAGCACCUCAAGUGGGGGGGGGCAACGGCAGCAGCAGGGGACUAUGAAAUUAGAAACACGGAAACAGCGUCGGCAGCGCGCGCUCGCGGUCGCGUACAAUAUCCCCCGGGUGACGAAGACGAUUCCCGAUUACUCGCAGCAGCCGGAGGGGCGACGACACCACACGCUGGUGGGGGGCGUCGGGUAUACCACGCUGGCGCGCGGCGAGCGAACCAAAAGCGUGCGGCUUGCGAACCAGCAGAUGCAACUGGAAGCGGAUCGGCCCGCGCUGGAGGAAGAGACCCGGAGCGACGCAGUGCUCGCGCGGCUCUGCCGAGCUUGCGGGGAAUUCAUUCCCGAGUCCGAGCCGUUGAUGCGGGGCCACGAAACAGAUGUCUUCCACGCGCGCUGCUUCCAGUGCGCCUGCUGCAGUGUGCCAUUCUCCGACGCGCAACCCUUCUUCACUAGCCCGACCAAGUUUAGGCCCUGGCGCCCGCGCUACGUCCGGUUUGAGGACCUCGAGAAACCGCACCCGUACAUGUGCGCGGACUGCGAAGACCGAGAGGACGAUUUUCACGCGAAAUUUCGCAGCGACUUCUUGCCCAGCGAGGCCGAACGUCUGGCGCAGGAGUUCGGCGGCGCCAAACCGCGGGUGUGCGACCUGACGAAGAAACUGCCUGCGCUCGAGGGGCCGCUGGCGGACGCGACGUUCCGGCGGCAAGAGCUGCUGCUGGUGAACAAAACCUUCGACAUCCAGGUGGACCCGGCUGCGGUCAUCUGCAAGGUGUGCGACCAGACGCUGCAGCAGGUGCGGGCGACGUCGUCCGCCGACAAGUGGCUGGCGCAGACCGAUUCCAUCCUGCGCGACGCCAAACACGCGGAGCGGAUUCUGCGCCACGAGUUUAUCUGUCUGAACUGCGACCGAAAGAUGGACGAGGACGCUCGCCGCCGCGAGGAGGAGGCUGCGGCGGACCGCGCCGCGAAGUUCCAGAAGGAGGAGGCCGAGCGCCGGCUGCUGCAGUCCAAGUUGCAGGCGUCGACCGCGCCUCCGGAACCGGAGCCGGAGGUGCUGGCCGCGCGCCGGGAGGAGCUGCAGCGCCUCACGGCUGAGAUGCAGGGCCGGGAUGCGGAGCGCGAGAAGCAGUGGCUCGCGGCCCACGUGCCCACCGAGGACCAACUUUUGAUCGCCCUGGAGCGGGCACCGCACGUGCUGCAGGGCUACGUGCUCGCGAAGCAGGAAACCCACGAACACUUUCAGCGGUUACAGACCUCUUUGCUCGAGAAUGCGAACACCCAGAUCGGGGCCAAGUACACCGAGAAUCUGGCAAAAGACCACUCCGUGCUGUAUUGCGAAGUGGAAACGGAGCAGCUGCGGUUCUCUCUGGCCGAGCAGGUGGGUCUGCUGCAGCAGCAGUCGCGGGACGCGAAAGACGCCCUGAUCGCGGACUACCAAGCAAAAGCGCCGCCGCCCGGGCCGCCGGCCCACCCGGCGGAGGACGCGCGGCUCCUAGACACGCGCAUGGACGCGCAGCACCUCAUUCUGGAGGGCGACUACGUGGAGUUGCUGGUAGCCAAGAAGUCGUACAAGUACGGCACGAUCUUCCCUGUCGGGAGCAAGGCCGUCGUGCGGCGCGUGUUGUACAACGUGCCCAUCCGCGGGCAGGCGGAGGACGAGAACGCGCUGGCCGCGUCCUCACAACGGGACGAGGAGACGCGGCUCGCCUCGAUGCGGCAGCACCGCGCGCAGCGGCGCGAGGAGCUGAUGAUGCUGAGUCAGAAGGGCUUGGCCGAGCAGCUCGAAGAGGCCAAAGCGGAGAAGGUGCAGCGGCGGCAGGGGCCGCGGGUCAAAAUUCCGUUUCGGGGGGAGAUGACAAGCAAGGACUACGCGGGCACAGUGUCCGGAGAGGCGGAGGUGUCUCUGCAGGAAAUUUUUGAGACGGACGUGAAAGAAGUGUACUACGAGGGCAGUAGGCCUCCUUCGACGCGCGCGUCGCGUCGGGCCGGGCUCAAGAACGUGCAGCGGGCCUACUUGCUCUCGUUCUUGCCCCCCGGGUUGGAUCCCCGAAACCCGGACUCCUUCAACCCCUUUCGGCCCGGUUUCCCGGAGCAAUACAAGGGACACGGGAUCUUUCGGGACCUGGAGUGGUACUGUGGCGACGGUUUGUAUCUGGACGGGGGCAAGAUGAACAAGCAAUUUCUCACCAAGAACAUGUGGGUCCGCAAGGUCGACAUCCAGAAGUACGCGGGGGCGUGGGACCCGGUCACCGGAGGCAGCGGCGUGCAGCCGCUGUUCCGCCCCCUGGGUGCGCCCGGGGGUGGCCGCAGCAGCGCCGGGCCGCUUGUUCCGGGAGGAGGCGGAUUGACGCUGGAGAACGUGCUCGCGCAGCUCGCCGCGGCCGGAGACGGGACGUCAGAUCCGGUGGUGAACAACAUGCGGGCUUCGGAGCUGAUGCGUUACAUCGUGCAGCCGUGGCAGGCCGGGCCGGACGCGGCGUCGAAGCCCCCCAAACGGAGCUACGGGGUACAGUACGACCUGGAGGAGCCCGGACGAGUCUCGACGCGCAGCGCUGGUGUCGGUCCUCGGGAGCGGUCGGUAAUUGAUACGCUGCAGGAGCUAGGCGUGCAAGCGAGCCCCGCCGCCCUGGAGGUUUUGGCGGAGCAGGUGAGUCAGGUGCUGGAUGAAAUGACCGAGGACGGGGGAGGAGCCACAAGUAAAAAUGCAGUCGCGCCGAACGCCGGUGCCGGUGCCGCGCCACUGCCCGCCCGGCAAAGCGGAGCAGCGCCGGUGACGCGAGAGAGUUCGUCGUCCGCCGCUGCGGCCGUCGUGGACGAGAUAAUGGCCCUACCCGCUGCGGAGGUUCCGGACGUGCUUGCCGCCGUGGAGGAGAUCGUGCAACAACAGCCAGAAGCGGCCGCUCAGGUUCUUGCAGCAGUGGAGCAGCGACUGUCGCAACCAGGAGACCUGGCAGGAGGCCUGCCACCAGCGGAGAUACCGCCACCCCCGGUGGCGAGGCGGAGCAGUGGGCGGGCAGCUGCACCUGGUUCGAAUCAGGGGUGGCCCGGCUCAAAUGUGGUGCCGCAAGGUCCACCAUCCGGCAUGGGGGUGGUCCGUGCGCCCUCCGCUGCGCCCGGGUCGCAACAAUCUCCGAUCAUGUCUCCAUCCAAUCCCUCGGUCUUGCGGAAUUCCAGCAGGGGCCUAAAACAGCUCGCAACGCCUACGGAGGCCGAAAAGGUGUCUUUACGUCCGACCACACGCAAUGUAACGGAGCUAAAUCACGACGGCAUACCAGGAGAACGAGCUAUGUCACUGCGCACUGGCGCGGGGCAAAACGAAUACUCGCCAAAACCGUCCGUCCUGGAGGGGAUGCCAAACCUCAGGUAAUCAUACGAUAUUUCUUCAUUGAUGAAAUUCAUGUAAGUAGUAUUUUCCCACGUUGGGUUCGAUUUUUCACAGACGAGACCUUUUAUUCGGAGCUCAUUUUUCACAUUACGAUUACGAACUGAGCCGGACGAAAUUUCUUGUGCUUGAUCCAUGUUUCAGGAAUUUUUGGAUCUUUUUUGCUUACUGUCUGCGAUGUUCCUUGUGAAGCCUGGGUUCACUUUGUCUUUUUUGAUCACCUGACCCUGAGCAAACUUCAACGCAAAUGACGAUCACUGACAGGCCGACGGACAGGAUACACAGGAGUAUUGACGACGAGGCACAGUAUCCGCGAGCCCAUUCUCUGCGCCCCGUCGAGGUCUCACCUAAUGCGUCGGCGAUCGCUUCGGAGCAGGACGGGCGGCGAAAUUUGUCUUUGCGCAGCGUGUUCCCGAAGCUAACCGGAAUGAUGCAACAGCGCCCGUCCGCGACCGAGAGUCCCUUUCACAACGCUCCAGCGCUGAAGGAGCGCUUUCUUUCUCUGAAACAGUCCCUUCUGGGAAAAGACCCCACAGCUGAUGCCGAUAGAAAUGGAGGCCCCGGGGGGCGGCGGAAGUGGCGCAUCAUUGCUCUAAUGGGUGCUGCCAUGCGGGGCCUCGGGCGCGUCGCCGUCGGCAUCGACGAGAUUGCGCCUGAGCAAGCAACUCAUAAGCAAGAAGCGAACGCCCAGGACGAUCUCCCGUCUGGACCGCCGCAAAUGCGAAACCAGACGUUAUCAGGUGACGCCGCGUUUGUGCCAGAAUCUCUACGAGAGAGCAUGCCGCCCGGUACAAAUCAAUUGGUUUCUGGAAAGUAAAUGAGUUUAUCUUUUUUCCGCUUAUCUUGCUUAUCUAGAUUCAUGCUACUGUGAGGCUGGGAAGACGACAUUCAUUUCGCAUGCUCAGUAUCCAUGAGGAUGCAAAAUAAAAUUCGGAUUUCAUACGAAAACGACAGACGCGAAGAUCACGGUGCGAGAGAGGAUUCGCACGAACCGAGGCGUGGUCGGGGGAAGCGUUAGACAGUUAGCUACGCAGUUCGAGGAGCGCGACUUGAAUCCGUACCCUGAGCUAUCGCUGUGAAAAAAGUGUACCCGGAGUGCCAUGUUUGCAUUGUCGCAUUUGAAGGAUAUUAGCAGUUACAGCUGAUCUCUGUUUUCUCCGAGGAGGACCUUCUCCUUCGGUCUGCUUUUCGAGAUUAUAGCACCCCGGGCACAGUUUUCAUAGCGAUAUCAGCCUCGCGCACCCCGGUCUACGCGUGCCUCUGUAGCCUCGGUCGGGAAUACCGCUGACGGGCUUGCCAUGUUGGCCGGUGCCCUGCAAAAUGACGCUUUGGCGCGCAGCUCGACCGGCUCCUCGCUCGCAAGCCAAACGCUGGUUGCGGACGCGGCGGCUCGGGCGAGCCAGGCCCUGGCCCGCGAUGCCGAUCGGCCUUCCCGUGGUGGCAGCCCGAUUCUGCACAAGCAGCUGACGCACGGUGCGCCAUCGCUUGCCGAUAUCAGUGCCGCUCUUGACGAAGUCCAGAAGAGGAGCUCUUUGACGUCCGCCGAACGGUAUGAAAGCGGUUUGGUGGUUUGGUUCGAAAACUCAGCCAAAAACGGAUCUUUUGUUUUGGCAUUGGGUAUGUACAUCAAUCAUGCAAGUACAACUUGAGGACGAAUUAAUUUCAUGGGACAUCAGUGGCGUAAGUACAGCUGCACCGCAUCAGCUCACAUAUUAUAUUUGCAAUCAACAACCCAAAGUCGAGCUCCCUGCGACGUUGGUUGUCGUUUCUAGGUACACUUUCGCAUUUCCGUACCUUUAAGUGUAAUAUCAUCAUGAAAGAAAUAAAGGAUGCCAUCGAGCUAAAUAAGGACUAUGGGUGGGCACACAACAGAGUGAAUCGGGAAAAAAAAAAGAGCAAAAGAUCCCGGUUAUACACUUGACGUUUUUGCAACCGUGAGAUUUUCGUUGCAUAGAAGGAUGACGAACUCGAACGGGACCUCCAACGCCAGUGGGUCAGGAGUGUUUUCCAAGGCGACGACGGGGUUGCUAAGCAGCCUCAAGGCCAACGCGGCAAAGGUCUCCGGACAGUUCGCAAAGCUGACGACCCGCGAUCGUCUCACGGACCAACGCGAUCGGCUCACGGACCAGCAGAGUUUGAUUAAGAUGUCGCGGCAGAGCCCUUCUCCUCUGCCGCAUGCGGAUGUUGACGCCGAUGCGGCGGUCGCCGCGUUUGAAAACCAAUUUGCCAUGACCCCGGCGGCACAGGCUGCGUUUGCGGAAGAGAACUACGUGCAACUGGCUGAAGUGACAGGGCCACUGGCCUCCACGAACGCGCCAACCAGCGCCGCCUUCGGCGGCUCCGCUUCUGCGCACGAGCCGGUCUCGUUGGGUGACGUGAUCGAGGGAAAUUAUGACUCUGGCAGCCCAGGGCAACUACAAGGCUACAACCCGUAUCGCGGCUGGACGGGGUACUACAAGGGGCCGGCGCUUCCGGGCUUCGGCAAGGGGGGCGGGGGAGGCCCAAUCAGCGCAGGCAGUCCCGACUACUCAGCUGGGAAUGGGAUGGGAGCAGUCGCUGCUGCAGAAGAGCCGCAGUCGGAACACCAGUUUGUCGUGUACAACAACGGAGGCUACUACCGUCCAGGCUGGACGGGGUACUACAAGGGUCCGGCGCUCCCGGGCUUCGGCAAGGGGGAAUGGGGCGCCAACUGGCGGGGCAGCGCGGCGGAGUUCGCUUUUCAGUCCGGGAUAGAUGACUCGGUGGACCGCAUGUCGGGCGCCACGGUAAGGAGCGGAACCUCGCAGGCCACGGGUUGGUCUCCCGCGGGCGGCAAGAACCGUAAAAGCUACGAUCGGUUGCUCGACACUACGCGUACCGACGGGGGCGCAAGAGCAAGUCUGCAAUCCGCCGCGGGGCGUGGACAGCAGAGCAACGCCAUGAUCGGCGGCCAACAACUUCUACCGCCGGGCAACUACAGCUACGACCCCACUCCAUUUGUUCAGGCAGACCCGGGGAGCUUCGCGGGCCCUGGCUCUCAGAUGGGGGGCAAUACAGACCUUAGCAGCAACGCUGUCGACGGCGCUUCCCCGGCGAAUCGGGGCAGCUCCGGCCCUUCGACGGUGGUGGUGACGUUCAGCGAUGGACACGAAGAGGCCGUGGCAAACCCUGCCGGCGUGUAUGAGUACGCCAGCAGUAAUCUGUGGUGGCGGAUCACCGUCCUACCGAGCCUCGAGUCUUGGCUGAACUUAUCGACUGCAAACUACCGGUCUGGCUCACGAAGAAGCUGCUACGUCGAUACAUGACGCCAGAGCUACUUGCAAUUUUGCAUGAAAAUUACACGGAGGUGCUGAUUUCACCUCGCACAACGUGCGCUUCGGGCUGCGCGGCUCCCGCACGAUCGGCACCGAAGCAGAAGUCAUGCUUUUGCCAAAUGUCUGCAUGCAAGGCGUACACAAGUACAUAUACUUUUUGCAUCAUUUAUUCCCAGUCAGUCCGCGAAGUUUGUGCAGGAUAAAGCUAUGGGUAUUACGAUUCUCGAGAGGCUGCGGAAAGCCAAAUGGUGUACCACGAAGGCGAGUGCAGCCUGUCUUUGCUGUUUGUGUCCAAGGCGGCGGUCGAGUUUACACUGGAGCGAGUGGACGCAACCGACAGUUUCCGACGGAGCUGUGGGCAGACGUUCCUGGUCGCCUGCCACCCCGAGACGGGCGAGCUGCUCCCCGACAAAGCGCGCAUGCUGCAGCUUGUACGCAGCUGAAGAAAACGAGACCGCCGCAUUUCUCAUGUAAUCACACUUCUGCUUGCCUGAGCCUUGAUGCAGCACAAGUGGGCAUGUGUUGUUCUAGCAGUAGAACAAACGCGCGACCCACUCACGGGGCAAGUGUUGAUUGUAAAAUAUACCAAGGCAUGAUGUAUACGCGAGGUAGAACCAAAAGCAAAAGUUUCACAGCACGAACAAGCUGUGGAGAAGUGAUUACUCCACGUACCUUCAUGACCAGGCGCUGGUUUUCUUCCAUAACUCUUGUGCGACGUGUACUAACCUGUGCGAAUGACAUGGAGGGAAUUUGUGAAAAGCCUGCGCCCACCUUCUCUGCAGCGCACUCAUCUUGACUCGAUUUCGUCACAUACUCGCAGCAAUUUCGUCCGGGUUCCGCGGAGUCAUCAACCAGAAGAGUAGGCAGAGUCAGUUGUCUUUUUUUCUCUCGUUGCGCACAGAAGUUGUCGAAGCAGAGGUACAACUGAUUAGAGAGUGUACCGACUAGAACGCCAUCGAUCUGAUUGCGAGUACCCCUCGGAGAUCAUGGGUCCUUGUUGGUAAAGUAACUACAGUGUUUUGUUGUAAUUUGUGUCAUAGUACAUGAUACAUAGAGAGGAAUCAAUUCUGUAUCAUUUCUACCUUUUUUUUGCUCUUUUUCUUCCGCCAGGACGAUGGUCAAUUCAUACAAGGCAAAGACGGACACGUUUUUUCCGCAACAACCGUAGUGAAAGGUGCUCUGCCUCUGCACCCUGACCACCAAGUAACAUAACGUUGUAACCCAACGCCAAUCCAAGAUAAGAACAUGAGCUUCUUUUUUCUUUCACUCACUCCAACGACUUACCUUGUGCAUUGACGAUUGACUUAGUCACACUGAAAACGUAUUUUUCUGUUGCAGUUUUCCUAACCUAGCUGUUCUGCGAAAAUUGUGCACAGUGGAAAGCAUGGUGAGGUGACACUAACCUAGCUAUGCAAGAAGACCACGAACACGAUCUAUAAAAUGAUGUCCAAAAGAAAAGUAAAGAUAGGGAAGCGAUCUAAUACAAAUACAAAUGUAAUCAAUGCAAGUCAGUGAAUACGGUCAAGAAGAUCUUUUCUGCAAUGAAUAUGAAAGCAACUUCGAACGCCGAUCACGAAAUGAGUUCACAAGAAAAACACUUCAACUUCUUGAUCAAUUGCUUUUUCUUGUGUAUUACCUGCAGGUCUCCAUUGUUAGUGAAU